Messenger RNA from Ichthyophthirius multifiliis, 1454 nucleotides. Its product is annotated as vacuolar sorting protein, putative. Gene Ontology annotation, biological process: endosomal transport; vacuole organization. Lineage: Eukaryota; Ciliophora; Oligohymenophorea; Hymenostomatida. The transcript is spliced from 6 exons. Gene Ontology annotation, molecular function: ATP binding; ATP hydrolysis activity. The record is from RefSeq and is a predicted model, not a curated record.
AUGAAUCAAAAAAAAAAUAAAAAAAUGCAAGGGUUACCUUAAUAACCGAUAUUUAAAAUCGAUAAUUCUUAAAUAAAAGCCGAAACUUUAUCUCUAAUUGACCGAGGAAAAAGAUUACUAAAUCAAGGAGAAACAAUUUAAGAAAAAGAAGAAGGUCUUUAAUUAUAUUUACAAGGAUUAAGAAAAUUAUAGCUAUGGAUAGGAAGAGAAACAGAUCCUGCAUUAGUCCAAAGUCUAACUCAAACCUACCAAAACAGUAUAAAAUCAAUCGAAUAAAAAAUGUAAUUACUAGAAGAUUAAAAAAAAAACUUAAACAAACCCUAACAAAUAGCUGCCUUAGGAGGUGAAAAGAAUAAUUCAAAUGGAAAAGAUGAAAACUCUAAAUUCAAAGACACUCUAUCUGAAGCUAUAGUAACAGAAAAGCCCAAUAUAAAAUGGGAUGAUAUAGCCGGUUUACACAAAGCAAAAGAAGCACUAAAAGAAGCCGUUAUAUUGCCUAUUAAAUUCCCUUAAAUAUUCGAAGGGGCUAGAAAGCCUUGGAAAGGUAUUCUUCUAUAUGGACCUCCUGGUACUGGUAAAACUUAUUUAGCUAAAGCAUGUGCUACGGAAGUCGAAAGUACUUUUUUUUCAGUUUCUUCAGCUGAUUUAGUUAGUAAAUAUGUAGGAGAAUCUGAAAAAUUGAUAAAAUCACUUUUUUAACUUGCUAGAGAAAAAUAACCAUCGAUUAUUUUUAUUGAUGAAAUCGAUAGUUUAUGUUCCAAUAGAUCUGAUGGAGAAAAUGAAGCUUCAAGGAGAGUAAAAACGGAAUUCUUAGUAUAAAUGGAAGGAGUAGGUCAUUAAGAUAAGGGUGUACUUGUUUUAGGGGCUACUAAUAUUCCCUGGGGACUAGAUCCUGCUGUUAGAAGAAGAUUUGAGAAAAGAAUUUACAUUCCAUUACCUGAUGAGGGUGCAAGAUAAUUUAUGUUGAAGCAUUAUUUGAAGAAAACGCCUCAUAACAUUAAUGAUGAAUAAUUUUAAUAAUUCGCUAAAAAUACUGAAGGAUGUUCUGGGGCUGAUAUUUCGAUUUUAAUAAGAGAUGCAGUUAUUGAACCAGUUAGAAAACUCUAAUAGGCAAAAAAAUUUAAGAAAAUAGGAGAUAAAUUCAUGCCAGUAAAUGAUAAUGAAAGUGGUAGUGAUAUUGUGGAAAUGAAUUAUAUGUAAUUAACUUAAAAUAAUUUAUUUUUGCCAGAUAUUUGCUAUUAAGAUGUACUUUAAGCAGUUAAAAAAACUAAACCUUCCGUCGGAUAAGAUUAGUUGAAAGAUUAUGAAAAUUUUACAAACUAAUUUGGGUAAGAUGGUUGAAUAUUAUGAUUAUUUUACGAAAUAUAUAAAUAUAUAUAUAUUUUUUUUUUGUAGUUAUUUUAUUUAAUAUAAAAAUAAUAUAAUAGAUAUUUUUUUUUAAAAUAAUAAUAAUA